AACGGGUUUUUUUAUGCAAACCAAACUAUAAAAAUGAUAGAUGAAGAUCCUUUCUUAAUUGUUAAAAGUCAAGUUGAAGAUUCAUUAAGCAACGCGUAUAAUUUAUUCGAGUCAUGGAAAAGAAUUCAGCAAACAGUCUCUUCGCCAAAGAAUCAAGAAUUACUAUGGACAGCAGAUGAGUUACAUUCAACCUUAGAGGCCAUUGAACAAGAUAUUGAAGAUUUACAAGAGGCAUUACAGGCAGCGCAAAGUAACCCCUCUCAAUUUAAUUUAACUGCCAAAGAUUUAAAUGCGAGAAAAAAGUUCUUGGACAACUCUCGUAAUUCCAUUCAAACCAUCCGCAGAACAUUAGCCAAUCCUCCUAGUAAAAAGUCUCAGUCUGGAAAUAAUGCAAGUUCAUCAUAUCAAACAGCACGGCAGAAUGAGAAUAGUUUAAUGAUUGAAAACGAGCACCAGCAGCAAAUGAUGAUUAUGCAAGAACAGGAUCAUCAUUUAGAUGCAAUGGGAGGUACACUGGUAAACUUAAAGGAAAUUGCGGGCACUAUGCAUACAGAAAUCGAUGAUCAGGUCAUUCUAUUGGAUGAUUUGGGAGAUCAAGUGGAUCGUUCAGAAGGAAAGUUAAAAAAUGCAAUGAGAAGGGUCACUACUAUUCUUAGAAAAGAAGAAGAAUCGAAGUCUGGUUAUUGCAUUUGUUGCCUUAUUAUUGUUUUAAUUAUUUUAUUAGUGCUUGCGAUUAUGAUGUGAAAUAAAAAAGCUUGGCCAAGUAAAUUUUAAAUGGAUAAGAGGAUCUUUAUUUUGCUCUUUUUUGU
Messenger RNA from Mucor mucedo, 809 nucleotides. RefSeq names its product t-SNARE. The transcript is spliced from 7 exons. Lineage: Eukaryota; Fungi; Mucoromycota; Mucoromycetes; Mucorales; Mucoraceae. Gene Ontology annotation, molecular function: SNAP receptor activity; SNARE binding. Gene Ontology annotation, biological process: vesicle fusion; Golgi vesicle transport; intracellular protein transport. The coding region runs from base 34 to 744 and encodes 236 amino acids. The record is from RefSeq and is a predicted model, not a curated record. Gene Ontology annotation, cellular component: membrane; SNARE complex; endomembrane system.